Prorocentrum cordatum is the source of this 1026-nucleotide messenger RNA. NCBI's taxonomy places the organism in Eukaryota, Dinophyceae, Prorocentrales, Prorocentraceae. The record is from the annotation of a GenBank genome assembly.
AACGGUCUGGGAGAUGCCCCUUCUGGGCCCUCCGCCGUGCCGAUCCAUUCGAUCGCCGAUGAGCUCAUCGGCGAGUGGCUCGACGACGAGGUGCUGGCGCACUGCCCGAUCGUCCAGGCCGCCGAGGCCAGCCAGCAGUCUGCCCCAGAGACGCCGCUCCAGCUCCCUGAAGAUUGGGCUGGUCUGGCCAGCAUCUUCGGAAAGCUGGGAUACCACCUGGACUCGAAGGACCGCUGGCGUGCACUCGGUUACGCCAUGUACGAGGGUCCCGAGCCCUCCGUGCAGCUCAACGCGAGUCGCCUGCGCACUGUGACGUACCAUUGCAGCCUUGCCUGCACCAUCGGCGGCUGGGACCCGGCUGACGUCCGGAAGGCACGCGCCGUCACGGACAGGAUCACCCAGGACGCGUCGAGGUGCGAGGAGGACCUGCCCAAGGUGCUGCGCGCUCGCCGCAAGAUCAAGGUUAGCGCACUCCCAUUGUGCAAAGAGCUGGGCCAGGACGGGCUCAAGCUGUUGGUCAACACGAAGGCUUUCGCGGAUGAGCCCUAUUACACCCAGUGGUCCAACAUCCUUGCGACCAACCCGGCGCCGAACAUCGUGCCGACGUCCAGGAACAUCGCUGCGAUGGCGGAAAAGGUCGACGACAGGGUCUGGGAAGAGUUGAAGGGGAUGGUGGUCACCAUGUGGGCGCCCUCCGACUUCAACGCUCUCACCCGCCUCCUCGCCUCCCUCAUCCGGGUCAUGCCCUUCAACACGGCCCUCCCAGAGCUGGAAGCGGUCUCCGGCACAACGGUGGACAUGCUCGCCGCAAACAUGCCAACAUUUUAUGCAAUCAUGCAGAAGCCGCUCUGGAGCAACAUCCUUUGCCGACCUCCAAACCGAAGCAACGGCAGUACGAAAGAUCUUCCACGGGUCACCGUGGACCUCCUCUUCCACGAGGGUGUCGACCAGUUCGCCCAGAUCCUGCAGCUCCAGCAUCUCCGUUGCACCGUCUUCCCCGAAAACAGUUUUUUGGCAGCACGCUGA